This is a messenger RNA of Melospiza melodia melodia, 911 nucleotides long. RefSeq names its product isoamyl acetate hydrolyzing esterase 1 (putative) (gene IAH1). Gene Ontology annotation, molecular function: hydrolase activity, acting on ester bonds. The transcript is spliced from 6 exons. NCBI's taxonomy places the organism in Eukaryota, Metazoa, Chordata, Aves, Passeriformes, Passerellidae. The record is from RefSeq and is a predicted model, not a curated record. The coding region runs from base 23 to 754 and encodes 243 amino acids.
CGGCGGAUGUCCGGCCGCGGCCAUGGCGCUGGCAGAGGCGGGCGCCCGCGGGCGGCUCCUGCGCUGGCCCCGCGUCCUGCUCUUCGGAGACUCCAUCACUGAGUACUCCUUCCAGGAAAAUGGCUGGGGGUCAUACCUUGCUGAGAGACUGGUCAGAAAAUGUGAUGUUGUGAACCGUGGGAUCUCGGGGUACAACACCAGAUGGGCUAAGUUGAUUCUUCCAAGACUGAUCACUGAAAGUACUGGUGCUGACAGUAUUGCUGCAGUUACUAUUUUCUUUGGAGCUAAUGACAGUGCUUUGAAAGAGCUGAACCCCAAGCAGCACGUUCCUCUGGAGGAGUACGCCGCCAACCUGAAGGGCAUGGUGCAGUACCUGAAGUCAGUAGACAUUACUGCAGACAAGAUCAUUUUGAUAACACCCCCACCUCUUCAGGAAUCAGCUUGGGAAAAGGCAUGUCUUGCCAAAGGUGACAAGCUGAACCGCUGCAACGCCACCACGGGGCAGUACGCCCAGGCCUGCGUCCGGGUGGCCAAGGAGUGCGGCACGGACGUGCUCGACCUCUGGAGCCUGAUGCAGAAGAACCAGGAUUUCUCUUCCUAUUUGUCUGAUGGCCUUCAUUUAUCAGCGAAAGGCAACAGCUUUGUAGCAGCCCAGCUUUGGUCACGCCUGGAAAACAAACUGUCUGCCCUUCCUUGUCUGCUUCCUUACUGGCGUGACGUGGACCACACGAACCCCGAGGCCAGUCUGCUGUGAGAGCCGUGCAGGGGGAGGCGGGGCAGCCGCGCCAGGCAGAGCUGGCUCGUUGUGCUGCAGACCGUGUCCUCGGGGAACGCGGCACCGGGAGCCCCCAGCAGCGCUCUUCUCUGUCCCCUUCUCUUGGGCUGUGGGAGAAUAAAGGUGAGACCACUUG